Molecule: messenger RNA, 2508 nt
Organism: Zasmidium cellare ATCC 36951
Lineage: Eukaryota; Fungi; Ascomycota; Dothideomycetes; Mycosphaerellales; Mycosphaerellaceae
Exons: 2
Coding region: 1-2508 (835 amino acids)
Source: RefSeq, a predicted model, not a curated record
AUGUCCUUUGGAAUAGGUUGCAGCGAUAUCCUUGCAGGCAUUAAGAUCGCGGUCAAGUUGUACGAUUAUGGGUUUGCUGAGGAGAACAGAGCAGAUGUUCGAUACAGGAACUUUAGAAAUGAGUUGCUCAACUUCCGCAUCUUGCUGCAAAGACUCGAUGAAGCGUUGCAGAGCGCUCAGAACAGAUGGGAGAAACGAGGACCUACCCUGGGUCAGCGACGCCCUUACGAACCUCUCUCCGAGGACUUUGAAGCAGAGCGAGUGACAAUCGUUGGCAAUUUUGUCAGCACGCUGCAAGAAUGCGAAGCACUUCUCGAGCACAACAGACAUCUCCGCGAGAGGAGCUCGAAUGUGCUGGAGAAUCUGUACUUCAACCUCUCGCAACAAGAAGUUCGCGUCGAACACUUGCGACAUCGAUUGAACUUCCACUCACAAAAGAUUCGCUUGGUCAUAGAUCGCCUGUCGAUCAACCUACUCACCGAUAUCGAUGCCAAAGUCGACGACAUUCUCGCUAUCUCCGAGCAGAACCUACAGAUAUCGAAUGAGAUUAAGCUUGAGCUCAGGAAGUUUCGAACGUCAUGGCUUGGAUACAUCUCUGGAAACGGUGUGCCCUCCGAGUCGUCUUCAGAAGGGCAGCAUGCUGUGAGCGCAAGCAUCGCACAGAGAUUUCUGGACAACGUACGUGAGAAUGCGCCUACAGAUCUUACAGGCGGUAUCCCUUUGCAAGAAGGCUUCGAUGCGUUACUCCUACACUUCGAGCAGAGCUGCGAGUCUGGAUCAGAUCAGACUCCAGAGAGAUACCUCCUCUUCCUCAAAUCACGCUGGCUAUUGGACUACCUGAAGCAAGGUACCGAUUAUAAACACGCUCGGCCAGGCUUCUACUACCGACGAGCGAUUAACCAAGUUGAGCAAGCCAUAUCGGAACGACUCACGCAACCAGGGGAGCUCAUCGCAUACGACGAGAAUACUUUAAUGAGUCAACCAGAUGCAUGCUUCCAUACGUGGUCGCCGGAUACGCUUGGCCCUGUCGUCGAAUACUCUCAACCACAUCCACUAAUGGUUCGAGGAGACGAAGUGCAGGUCGCUCAUAUUGAACUCGCACCGAGCAGCACAACGGAAGGUGACUCUGUCACAGUGUUCAAGAGUUCAGACGAGCACUUUCGGGUCGUUCAUGAGAACAGUCCUGCUUCGACACAAGGCAAAGUGGUCAUUACGCCGCACAAAGUGCAUAUAAGUGAGGACAACUUGAUCCCGCGAUAUGCCUUUCCGACCUUGGCGAGUCCUUGCCACGAGAUUGCCAUUUUCUCUCGCAGCGAGGAGGAGCUGUUCAAUUUCAGUUCCAUCGGUGAUCUUCACCGCUUCCAGAGUGCUCUGAUGGGCUACGACGUCUCGCAUGACCAAGGCGACGUACCUGUGCGUUGCCAAUUGAAGCUCAAGAACACAAACACUUUGUUUGACUGCAGAGGAAGAAUCCAGCUUUGGCAAGAGCCAAUUGGAUCAACGCCUCAAGUCGAGAGCAGUGAAUCGAGUCGCUCGCCAUCUCUUCAAGCUCCAGCCUCCACACAUAGGCCACAUUCCCGCCACGACAGUCUCGCCUCGUCGCUUCCUCCACCAAGCACCAUUACCACAAACGCGGACGGUUGGGAGGCAGACUCCAUCAAGCUACCAUCCAUCGCGAUAUUCACCCAAGUCACUGUGAAGGAGCGGACUCGCUUUGCGGCGAUAUCGAUCCCUUUGCGAGCUGGAAUGAAGGUUGACCCGCGGGAGUGCAGUUGUCAUAGACAAGGCUACGAAACCUGCGCAAGCCUCGUCAUCACGAAGAAGAACAAACAGAUGUUCCCAAUCCACAUGAUCCAAUCUGAAACCGACUCGCAAGGCAGACCAAACCCUAAUACCUUCGACAUCUUCCCCCUACGCUUACCUCGCCAUCCCGAUUUCAGCAAGGUUACCAGCACAUACCAGGCGGAGUACAUUCUGCUCAACUUCAAAUCUCUGUCGGAAAAGCAACGCUUUCACAAGGAGUUGGACCUACGAUUCGAAGUGCGCGACAAGCAGAUCGAAAAUCAACGCAACUUCGAGAAAUGGAUUCUCAGUGCUCAGGACAAACCUCAAGGGCGUCAGAGAAACCUGUCCGCCAGCCCGACUCAGCUGUCAUCCUCUUUUGAGAGACCCGCUGGCUCUUUCUUAGCUCAAAGUCAGAGUCGAAAUGGCAGUAACAGUGGCAGAUCGUCCACUGUCCCGGUCAGUCCGAGACAAAGCGCGAUUGAGGACUUGAUACUACCUGUGGCGCCGCCUCGGUUGAACAGCCAAGCCGUCAGCAGACAGCAGACUAUCAAUACCACUCACCGGUUCACGCGAGACUCCAGAACAAACUCCUCUGCGACCACCAUGACCAGACGUGACACUUCUACCUCUGAAGCGUCACACUCAGCUGUGCAUAGUGAGAUCAUGGCCCCCAGCACUGGACAAAAUACAAACAAGAAGCAGCCUUGGUGGAAGAAAUUAUGA